Messenger RNA from Thamnophis sirtalis, 1173 nucleotides. NCBI's taxonomy places the organism in Eukaryota, Metazoa, Chordata, Lepidosauria, Squamata, Natricidae. The record is from RefSeq and is a predicted model, not a curated record.
AUGUGUUCCUCCACAGUUACAGAAACAGGACUUAUCCCUGUUUAUCCCUUGAAUUCUGUCCUAUGCAAUGCAUCAAAAAUAGUUUCCAUUAAACUCUCAAGGCUUAUUCAGAGACUUAAAGGAGAAGUAGGAGAAAAAGGCCGUCCUGGUGUACCAGGAACUCCUGGAUUACAAGGAUCAAAAGGAUUCAAAGGAAACAAAGGAGAUAAAGGAGAACAUGGUGAUCAAGGAGCAAAUGGCACCCCAGGAUAUCCAGGCAGACCCGGAGACCCAGGAGAAGUUGGAUUUAAAGGAGAUAAAGGAAACCAUGGCCUUCCUGGAGUCAAAGGACAAAAGGGCUCCAAGGGGGAAAAUUGUGAGAAUGGCACCAAAGGAGAGAAAGGAGACAUGGGAGAACUGGGGUUACCAGGGGUUGAUGGGGAAAAUGGGGAAAAAGGAGAAAAGGGGGACAUUGGCGAAAAGGGCUAUUUGGGGGAUCCAGGGGAAAAAGGAGAAAGAGGAGAGAAGGGUGACAUUGGGCCCAAAGGAGAAAAGGGCAUUAAAGGAGACAUAGGAGUGGAAGGUGGGCAUGGGGAGGAUGGGCAAAAGGGAGAAAAAGGGGGACCUGGAAUUAGGGGUGACAAAGGAGACCAAGGUCCAAUUGGUUUGAUGGGGCCUCCAGGGGUGAAAGGAAGUCUCGGUUUCAAAGGAACCCGAGGAGCUCCUGGUAAAAAAGGGGCAAGAGGCCCCAAAGGUCCAAAAGGGGAGACCCCAACCCUCCCCAGAUCAGCAUUUAGUGUUGGCCUAUCCAAACCUUUCCCGCCCCCAAACCUGCCUAUUAAGUUUGACAAGAUACUGUACAAUGACCAGGAACACUAUAAUCCAUUGACAGGGAAAUUUAAUUGCAGCAUUGCUGGGGCUUAUGUCUUCUCCUAUCAUAUGACGAUACGAGGACGUCCUGCCCGCAUCAGUAUUGUCUGUCAGAACAAGAAGAUGAUCAGAAGUCGGGAGACACUCUAUGGCCAAGAGAUAGACCAGGCUUCCUUCCUUACCAUUCUGAAGUUAAAUGUAGGGGACCAAGUAUGGCUAGAAGUCACAAGGGAUUGGAAUGGGGUUUAUGUUAGUGCUGAAGAUGACAGCAUAUUUUCCGGCUUCCUUUUAUAUCCUGAGGAAAUAUUUGACACUCUGCUAUAA